GUCAUUUGCUCAUAAAGAAGAACUAGAAAUUAAGGGAAGAGUCUUCAUUAAUUUACACAUAUAUAGUUUAGAUAUGGCUAGAGAGCUUCGCCUAGCCAUUCUGGCCAUAGCCGUGGCUGCCCUCUUGCAGCUCACAGCAGCACAGAACACACACACAGUAGGAGAUGACUUAGGAUGGGUGGUUCCUCCCGGAGGUAACAUCACUUAUGAAAUUUGGGCCGCGUCUCAAAUAUUCCUCGCCGGCGACAUUCUUGUGUUCAAUUUCAGCGAUGGAGACCAAGACGUGGCAAAGGUGACAAAGGAGGCUUUCAAUACCUGCAAUUCCACAAACCCCAUAUCUCUUAAGACAAAAAGUCCAGCCAAUUUCACAUUGGAUACGAUUGGAGAGUACUACUUUAUUGGCACAAAGGAUGGACACUGCAAAUCUGGACAAAAGCUAGCCUUCAACGUGACUUCAGCUCCUGGCAAUACAACUUAUAUCGUUGGUGACGACUUGGGUUGGUAUAUCCCACCAGGUGGUGAAGUUUAUUAUAAGACUUGGGCUUAUGGAAAGAUUUUCACGGUUGGAGAUACUCUAGUUUUCAACUUCGUCAAUGGAUCAGACGAUGUCGCCGUCGUGACCAAGAGCGUCUACGAGAACUGUACCAAGAACGACACCAUUGCCGUUUACAAGGCCACUCCAGCGAAUAUCACCCUUAAGAGCACCGGAGAACAUUUCUUCACGUCGACAUACAACAAGCACUGCGAGUGGGGACAAAAACUAGCCAUUAACGUCACUGCCAACGGCACAGCCACUCCGCCUUCUAGCGGCUCUGCUAAACCCCCGCCGGGCUCUUCGUCAUCUAUUAACGGUCCCACCGCUGCUCCUCCUCCACAAAAUUCAGCCCCUUCGAGAUUCCCCGGCCGUGGCUAUUUCGUCACCUCAUUGCUCUUUGCCAUAGCUUUGUUCCAUUGAUCUAUGCAUAUGUACUAUCUUCCUGGUGUAUGUUAUGUUGAUUAUUCACUUUCAUGUUGUGCGUUUUGUAUUGAUAUUUGAUAUUCGACCUUAUUAUUAGUUAUCAUGUUUUAUGUACAGCGAAUAAAGAUUUGAGGUAUAUAAUAAUUGCUUUGAUUUUGUAGAAA
This is a messenger RNA of Morus notabilis, 1122 nucleotides long. RefSeq names its product blue copper protein. Gene Ontology annotation, cellular component: plasma membrane. The record is from RefSeq and is a predicted model, not a curated record. Gene Ontology annotation, molecular function: electron transfer activity. The transcript is spliced from 3 exons. The coding region runs from base 74 to 955 and encodes 293 amino acids. NCBI's taxonomy places the organism in Eukaryota, Viridiplantae, Streptophyta, Magnoliopsida, Rosales, Moraceae.